Oikopleura dioica is the source of this 1932-nucleotide messenger RNA. NCBI's taxonomy places the organism in Eukaryota, Metazoa, Chordata, Appendicularia, Copelata, Oikopleuridae. The record is from the annotation of a GenBank genome assembly.
AUGAGCGCCGAGAAGCAACAACUAAUAGUUGACCCAUACAUAAAAGACCUAGAAGACCAAAUUGCCGCGAUUGACAAUGGUCAAAAACCCGAAAUGCCUGGACCUGCAAUUUUCCACAAUUUAUUCAUCACACAACGACGAGCCCGUCUGACAGAAGAACUCGAACAAGCAAAGAAACGAGUCUCAAUGUGGCAACCCGCGAGACCUCAGCAGAGAGUUCCAUCAGCAUGCGAAAUCGUCACUCUCAAUUAUAUGGUAUAUAUUUGUUUCUUCCUUGCGAUAAUCGCGGCUGUUGUCUGGUUCCUGAAAUAUACGGGACUAUGGAAAUUCGCGGCAUGGGUGGGCAAAGGAAUAUACUACCUUGUAAAAGGAUGCUCAUGGAUCGCCGGAAAAUUCCACCAACGUUUCGAAGAGCCAGAAAUCAAUCUUAUUGAUCUAGAAGAUAUCAACAAAGACUAUUUCAAUGGAACGAUCUCCGAGGCAGGACUGGAUGCAAUUCGUGAACUGGAUCAUAAUGCACUACUAAAGAUGGCAAGUGAAAUCGAAUUGGAACAAGUUGAGCAAGUUGCAGAUCACAUGAUAGAAGAUAUCUUCUCAGAAGACAUCGCCUCAGCCAUCGAGAAUGCUUUCUCCCAAAUGCGACGAUGGAUCGAGACACUUUUCUUUGAAACAGUGGAUGAUGGAAGAGCUCGACGAGGAGCGGAAACAAUGGUAUCAUCCUUCCGUCCACUCGCCAAAGCACGGGCUGCAAUCGAUCGAAUUGAUCUAGAAGAUAUCAACAAUGAAUAUUUCAAUGGAACGAUCACUGAGACUGGACUGGAUGCAAUUCGUGAACUUGAUCACAAUGAACUACUGAAAAUGGCAAGUGUUAUCAAGCUAGAGCAACUUGAACGAGCUGCUGAUCACAUAAUAGAGGAUAUUUUCUCUACAGACAUCUCAUCACCCAUCGAAGCAGCUAUCUCAAAAUUGAGACAUUGGUUUGAGAAACUAUGGUUUGAAACACUUGAUGAAACGCCAGCAACAGUGAUAAAACGAGUGCGCCGAGGAGCAGAAACAAUGGUAUCAGCCAUCCGUCCACUCGCCAAAGCACGAGCUGCCCAACUCAUCGUCAUAUCAAACCAACUUCUUUCAGUCGACGGGGCACCCGAAUCCAGACAACCCAUUGUCAUGCCAGAAGUCAAUUACAUUGCCAAUGACGAAUCGGAAAACACACUAGAAGCGACUGCCAGUGCUGCUGCAUACACCGAUGACGCAACAAAAAAUCUACAAGUUGGCAGCGUGAAAACAUUUGCGUGGUUCUUUCUUGCGCUAGCCAUCGUCGUUGUCAUUACAUGUUUUAUUGGGAAAAUUAGCUUGGUCCUGGAGACAUGCUGCGAAUGCGUAUCAAAUUUUUUCAAAAUGUGCCAACCUACAGACGCCGAAAGAGCUCUACAAAUGCGUCACAGUCAAAACAGAGAGCGGCGAGAAGAACUGCGAUUCCAACAACAGCAACUGAAAGCAGAGGCACAACGGCGGCUGAACGAAAGGAAGCAGCAAAUAGCUGAUGCUAGAACAGAAUUCAAUUUAAAUGUACUCCGGGCCGCGCAAUCACAAGCAACACAGCAAGUCAAGCUAGCGGGAGUAGACGCAGCAUUCGGAUCACCAGCAGUUUUGAGAGCUCUAGAAGGACUUGAAGCCGAUGCUGAAUCAGUGCCGCAAAGAGGAUCGAACUUUCUAAGCAAAAUCAACCCAUUCAACCAACGUCAAUUGUAUUCUUCCGGCAAAAUGCAACCUGCGGAAAGACCAACUUCACAUGAGGACAGCCCACCAAAAUACUCAUCUCUGCAAGAAACACCUGACGUCGCACGUAUGACCAUCCGAACAACAGCAUCUGAGCCCAUCGUGGCAGCUCAACCAUCACGAACCACCAGUCAGUUAAAUCGAUAUGAAUAA